AUGAAUGCUGUUAGAUCAGCUGGAUAUCGUAGUCAUGAUGCACAUGACAAACUAUCUCGAAAUGAGAAUCAGUCGACUGUAGCUCGUACUUCUCGACCAAAAUCAACUAUAACAGAAUUAAUGCAAACAACAAAAUUUCAAAAAGAUGAACUACGUCAUUUAUAUCGAAGUUUUAAACAAGAGUGUCCAUCGGGAACCGUGACUAGAGAAAAGUUUAUAAAUAUAUUCUCAAAUAUAUUUCCGAAUGGAGCAUCCUACAGAUAUGUAUCAUUUUUAUUUCAAAAUAUUGAUCGACAAAACACUGGUAUUAUUACUUUUGAAGAAUUUGUUAUCACCCUUUCUCUACUUAUUCAUGGUACUAUUGAAGAUAGACUUAGUUGGGAAUUAGCUGAAUUAAUAGCGUCCGUGUUUAAUCUCAUUGUUCCUGGUCGGAAGUUGAACAUAGUUUAUGUUUCAAAUAGUAUCGAACAACGUACAAAUGAAUUAUUUGAAAAAUGGGAUGUUAGUCAAAAUGGUUUGAUAUCGUUAAAUGAUUUUUUAACCGUCUGUUUGCAGGAUGAGGCGGUUAUAAAAUCAAUGAACUCUCUUAAUAGUGAUAUUUUUUUAUAG
Didymodactylos carnosus is the source of this 609-nucleotide messenger RNA. The record is from the annotation of a GenBank genome assembly. Lineage: Eukaryota; Metazoa; Rotifera; Eurotatoria; Philodinida; Philodinidae.